CACGGCGUCACAUUCUCGUGUGAACGGAAUGCAGAAAGGACGAAAGGGAAGGACGGAAAAGGCCAAAGUGAUAGAGAAAGAAGGGCAAGAAGGGGGUAGAAAAUGAUAAACGCUAGGCGUGUCGGCGUCAGUUUUUGGAAGAAUUGCCGAUGACAUUCGGCGUAUUGUUGAAAAGUGAAGCUACGUGUAGUGCCGACGGGGAAAAUUUUUGUGGAUGAAUCAGCCUCCAUGAACGGGACGCGAACUACAUGGGAUAAAAUAAUGAGCGUUGGGACUGUCGACGGGGCACGCAACGGGUAGCGUGCCGUCAAAAUCAUCCACGAGGUGCUCCGAAAUCUAAUUUCCGAGGAACGAGAUCGAGAUGUCUGCGUGGAUCUAGUUUGCCAGUGUGCAGAGAAGGGUAUGCUUGUUUCGGGUAGAGUUUGGGCUGCCUGUCCCGGGUAUGGAGACGGAGAGCAUAAAAUCAGGGGCUAGUGAGCAUAGCCAUAGCUUGCAUAGCAAGGGUUCUCAGAAACACCAUAGGUCUCACAGCAACAAAUCUCACCAUCGACACAACUCACAUCGAAAUACGAGUAGGAGUAGCAGAGGUCAAAGGAAGGACCGUCUCAAUCUCGAGACGAAUGAUAUGGCCCCAUUUCAAACGACAGUGAACAUACGAGGUGACAGUGUCGACAAUAUGGGCCAAGAAGUGAUCGAAGUGCAAAUUCUCCCUCAGGAUGAGAACUGGGGCGAAAAUACGACCGCCAUCACCGGCAACACCUCGGAUCGUUCCGAAUCGACGGAAGAUGUCAGCCAUUGGCCGACCGAGAGCGAGACUUCGUUCGGCUUCAAGUGCCAUCGUUAUGUCGGCUCGAUGGUCGCAAUGUUUCUGGGCCUUGGCGCCUUUCUAAGUCCAAUAGCUAUGGUCAUAUUGCCAAAAGUAGCAUCCUACCCCGACUAUUUAUCAAUUCUGCCGGUGCAAAAGAAGCAGCAGUUGUUUGCCUGCAAUGCCGAGUGCAAGGGCCAGCUACUCGGAUUAACGUUUAAAUUAGUUUUACUAGCGAUAGGAACUUGGGCCGUCUUUUUACGACCGAGAAAUGCCACAAUGCCGAGAGUUUUUCUCUUCCGGGCUGGAGUUUUGGUUCUAACGAUGCUCUGCAUUUGUACUUAUUGGCUGUUUUAUAUUGUACAGUUAACGGAGAUUGCAAAGACUGUUGCUAAUGGCGAGUUGUCGGAAUACAAAAAUCUCGUGGCUUAUGCGAGUACGUUCACGGAUACGCUUUUGUUUAUCCAUUACGUUGCUGUUCUCUUAAUUGAAAUUCGUCAAUUGCAGCCUACCUACUAUUUAAAGGUGGUGAGAUCUCCAGACGGUGAGUCAAGAUCGUACGCAAUCGGACAAUUGUCAAUUCAGCGAGCGGCUGUCUGGGCCCUCGAAAGAUACUACACCGAAUUCUCAAUUUACAAUCCCUAUUUGGAUCGACUGCCAGUCUCGAAAUCAGGUAGGAAACAGUCGAGUUUCAAAUUCUACGAUGUCGAUGGAACCGUGACGACAAUGAGCGGCGGUGGCGGCGGCAGUGUUCAGAGUAGUCGAGGUGGCAACGGUGGCGACCGUGCAGUUCUUGCCGCACAGGCGCGUCGCCGCGACUCCAGUCACAAUGAGCGCUUUUACGAGGAGCACGAUUACGAGAGGCGGGUCCGCAAACGACGAGCUCGUCUAAUAACAGCCGCUGAAGAGGCCUUUGCCCACAUCAAACGGCUCCACUCCGACUCGGAUUCGGCGCCGAAUCCGGGACCAAUGGACCCGAUGGAGGCGGCUCAGGCCGUCUUUCCCUCGAUGGCGAGGGCGCUGCAGAAGUAUCUGCGAGUGACGCGACAGCAGCCGCGCCACUCGGUCGAGUCGAUUCUGGGUCGUCUGGCUAGGUGUCUGGCUCAGGACGCGGCACCGAAAGCCUUUCUCGAGCCCUUCUUCACCGCGAGUCCUGUCCUCGCGCACGAGAAGGAACGACAGAGGAGGUCGCAUCACUGGGCGCUGGUUUGUGAGGGCGAGUUGCCCUCACGACUGCUACAGGAUGGAUGUGAAUUUCAGCUGCGACAGGGCGAGGUUGCUCUACUCUGCACGGUCUAUCGACUGCCGCACUUCAAUCUGACGGAGCAACUCGCUCAUCCGAAAUCGAACAAGUUUCUGCUCAGGCUUAAUUCGGAAACGUCGGUGUAACGAUUAUGUUGUAGCCAGGUUGUGUUCAUAGAUAAGUGAGAAAUUGUGGGUGUCCAGUGUGAUGUUGGAAAGCUUGAAAAAUCGGGAAUUUUUGUUGAAUUUUGUCUGUCUUGUUUGAAAGUUAUAGGAGCCUAAAUUACAUUACAAACUGUAAUGGAAAAUACUAAAUUUUUAAAUUCGUAGGAAGUGUUAAGAAAAAUAAUAGGUUAUUUAUUCCUACUGAAUACUUGGCUAAAUGAAAUUAGCCUAAUUCUUAAUGAUAACGAAAAUAUAGCCUAUUAUUUGUAGAACCCAUCGACUUGAUUUUUGAGUAUUGAGUAAGGCCAUACAUACCACUUGGUGGACUGAAAAGCAUUGAUUACACUUAGAGUUCUUAAAUUCCCGAGAAUUUAAGGGCAUGUGAUACAGCUAAAUACCUAUAUUACC
Molecule: messenger RNA, 2620 nt
Organism: Belonocnema kinseyi
Lineage: Eukaryota; Metazoa; Arthropoda; Insecta; Hymenoptera; Cynipidae
Gene: Vang
Product: vang-like protein 1
Exons: 4
Coding region: 443-2194 (583 amino acids)
Biological process (GO): multicellular organism development; establishment of planar polarity; Wnt signaling pathway, planar cell polarity pathway
Cellular component (GO): plasma membrane
Source: RefSeq, a predicted model, not a curated record